Molecule: messenger RNA, 4914 nt
Organism: Corythoichthys intestinalis (scribbled pipefish)
Lineage: Eukaryota; Metazoa; Chordata; Actinopteri; Syngnathiformes; Syngnathidae
Gene: mthfr
Product: methylenetetrahydrofolate reductase (NAD(P)H)
Exons: 12
Coding region: 1020-2999 (659 amino acids)
Biological process (GO): tetrahydrofolate interconversion
Cellular component (GO): cytosol
Molecular function (GO): FAD binding; methylenetetrahydrofolate reductase [NAD(P)H] activity
Source: RefSeq, a predicted model, not a curated record
CGUUUUGUUUUGGUGUUUAGAAUGAACCUAGUCAGUUCAGUGUCACGUUGCUAGCUGUGCACAACCUACUGCUAGCUUAUUUGAAAGAAAUUUAUGUGCGUCUCCUGUUGCAAAUACUUUUAUUGUGCACGCUUGAAUGUACGCAGCCAUGUGGCUGAUGAAAAUCGGUUAUUCCCUCUUAGCAAUAUUACUUUUAUUAUCACUACGCUACGUUACUAAUACUUAGCUAAGGAUAACGCUUUGUACGUGGAUGGGAGGAGUUGGGACUUUUCUAUCAUUGUCGCAUUCAAUAUAUUAACUUUUAGUUGCAUUGUUAUCGUAUGCUCUUUAUCCUGGUUGAUAAGGCGUUAAAUCCUUCAGAGGGACCUGUGUUCAUGACGAAUUUGCACGUGUUUUGAAAAGUCGCUGUGAAGUCAUUUAACUACAGUAAAUAAUGAAUGAAAAAUAACUCAAGGCUGCUAAUUUACAACACUUAGCGUUAGAAAUAAUACACGUGAUCGUUACUUGAGUGGAAAUACUGAUACUUGUGUAAAAACAGGAAAAGUAGAGAAAAAUAAAAAAUGGUGCAACGAUCCGAUCAAAAUGAUUGGCCGUUGGUGGCUGUCUGUAAUAUAAGAUACUACUUCUUUUACUAAUUACCACAACACGGCCCCUGUGAAUGCUAUACAUCUAUUAUACACUCAAGAUUGUAGGACAACAGGUUCUUUAAAACCAUCCUUUUUUUCACGAUUAGUCGACUAAUCUAACUAAUCUAAUAUAUAAAUGGCGGAAAACACAGACAAGGCUGAAAAAGCAGUUUCUGCUCUUACCCCCCUCUUUAAAAUAAACUGCUGUACUUAAACCCAAAAUAACUUGUGUUUGAUAGAACAAUAUGUCUAUAUGCUGCCAUAGCAGAUUCAUGGCGCAUCAAGUCUCCGAACUAUUUUUCAUUUGUCCAUUUUACGCUGGAAACCCCCGUUUACAGACGUCGGGCAACAGCUUUUGUUUCAACCUAGCCAUAAAAAGAAGAGUUUCCCAUCAUGGUGAACCAGGUUCAGCGAGCGGAUGGUAGCUGGCAGUCAUGCAAGAGUGACUCAAGCGGUGCGGGCACCAGCGGAGAGAGUUCCAAGGAGAGCUCCCGGUGUUCCACACCAGUGCUGGACGCAGAUCGUGCGGACAGGUUGCGGGACAAAAUGAGGAGGCGGAUCGAAUCCGGGGACCACUGGUUCUCUCUAGAAUUCUUUCCCCCUCGGACUGCCUCGGGUGCAGUCAAUCUCAUCUCCAGAUUUGACCGUAUGGGCUCUGGAGGGCCACUCUUCAUCGACAUUACGUGGCAUCCCGCUGGAGACCCGGGUUCAGACAAGGAAACGUCGUCCAUGAUGAUUGCCAGCACUGCGGUCAACUAUUGUGGCUUGGAGAGCAUCCUACACUUAACGUGCUGCAACCAGACCAAAGACAAGAUCACUGGCUACCUGGCUAAAGCAAAGCACUUGGGCCUGAAAAACAUUAUGGCCUUAAGAGGAGACCCACUGGGUGCUGAUUGGGAGGAUGAGGAAGCUGGCUUCAACUAUGCUAUUGACCUUGUAAAACACAUCCGAUCAGAGUUCGAUGAUUACUUUGACAUAUGUGUAGCAGGUUAUCCCACUGGCCAUCCAGAGGCAGAAAGUUAUGAGGAAGAUGUGCAACACCUAAAGGAGAAGGUGGAUGCUGGAGCAAACUUUGUAAUCACUCAGCUCUUCUUUAGGGCGGAAUCCUACCUUAAAUUUCUUGAAGACUGUCGUGCAGUUGGGAUCACAUGUCCCAUCCUUCCAGGGAUUUUCCCCAUUCAGGGCUACCAGUCCCUGCGUCAGCUUGUCAAGUUGUCCAAACUGGAGGUACCCGAGGAGAUCAUGAAAGUCAUCGAGCCCAUCAAAGACAAUGACGCUGCCAUCCGUAACUAUGGAAUCCAACUCGCGGUGGAAAUGUGCAAAGUGUUGCUGCAAAGCGGCAAGGUGCCCGGCCUGCACUUCUACACUCUAAAUCGAGAGGUUGCCACCAUGGAGGUCCUACGGCAGCUCGGCUUGUGGAUAGAGGACCCCAGGCGGCCUCUCCCGUGGGCGGUGAGCGCAAAUCCCAAGCGUAAAGUUGAAGAUGUGCGACCAAUCUUCUGGGCUUCCAGGCCUAAGAGCUACAUCUACAGAACCCAGGAAUGGGAUGAGUUCCCAAAUGGCAGAUGGGGUAACUCCUCAUCUCCAGCUUUCGGUGAAUUGAAUGAUUACUACUUGUUCUACUUGAAGAGCAAGUCAUCUAAAGACGCCCUGCUGGAGAUGUGGGGAGAGGAGCUGAAGAAUGAGCAGAGUGUCUAUGAGAUCUUCACCUGCUAUAUUACAGCCCAACCAAAUCGCAAUGGACACAAGGUUAUGUGCAUGCCGUGGAAUGACGAGCCUCUGGCCCAAGAAACCAACCUGUUAAAGGAUGAAUUGGAGAAAGUGAACAGACGAGGCGUGCUUACCAUCAACUCCCAGCCCAACAUCAACGGCAAACCCUCAACUGACCCAAUCGUGGGCUGGGGGCCUCCUGGAGGUUAUGUCUUUCAAAAAGCUUACCUGGAAUUCUUUACAUCAAGCGAAAAUGUGUCUGCGCUCCUCGAAGUACUAAAGAAGUACGAGCCCCGUGUUAACUACCACAUUGUUAAUGUCCACGGCCAUAACCGCACCAACGCUCCGGACAUGCAACCUAACGCUGUGACGUGGGGGAUAUUCCCUGGUAGGGAGAUUGUUCAGCCCACUAUUGUGGACCCGGUCAGCUUCAUGUACUGGAAGGAUGAGGCUUUUGCAUUGUGGAUUGAGCAGUGGGCCAAACUGUACGAAGAUGAGUCGCCUUCGCGGAUGAUCAUCAAAUAUAUCCACGAUAACUACUUCCUGGUGAACCUGGUGGACAAUGACUUCCCAUUGGACAACUGCCUAUGGCAGGUGAUUGAUGACAUGUUUGAACAACUGGAUGCGUCUCCACAGGCAUCACUCCAUGAACUAUUAUCAUAGGCUAAUGUUCAAGUGUUUACGGUAUUUACUCAAAGAAGGACAAAAAAGCACCCCUAAAAUAUUUCAUACUAUCACGCUGCUAUUUGAAGGAAAAUGUUUCCUACAUAGUGUUUUAAGUCAGUAUUUUAUUUCUUUUGUACUUUUAGAAUUUUUAACCAGAAAAUGUGAAAAAAAAAAACUCUUCGGCUGCCAUUGACGGUGAUAGACGUCCAAUCUAUUUGAAGUGGGAGGGAUAGCAGUGAAUGAACGAACCGCCCACUUCGAAUGGAUUGGAUCUGUACUCGUGACAAACUAAAUUUGACAGCAGAAGAUUAAAAACAGCGACAUGAUUAGAUGUCUAUCAUUGUCAAGUGCACAGAAAGAGUUCAUCAUUUGAAAAAAAAUAUUUUAAUUUCUUUCAUAAGAGCAAUAUGUUACUGUUUUAAGCUGUUUUUUUUUAGUUCAUUUUUUAACUAUGUUUCAAAGGACUGUCAAAUGAAUUGAUACUAAAGUGGGGCAUUUUGGGUUAAAAACUUUUAAGUUUGAAAAUUUUGUCAGAUUGUGCCAAGUUUCCAAAAUAAUAAAUUGUUUCUUUUUGAGUAUAUUUUGAAUAUCUAUGCACUUUGUAUCAGCGGAACAAGCAAAGUGAUGUUAACGCAUCAUUUUUACUAUCCGAUCAAUCAAUCUUCAAACUUAACAUAGCAUGAUUACACUUGUACCUUGGAAUAUUCUGAGGAUACCAUUAAGUGUGCGGGAAUUGGGUGUAUCUCCAUCAUGCUUUGCAUUGCUUUCAAAACAUGGGACAGCACACUUGAAGUUUGUCCAUAAAAAAAGAAUGGACAUUUAAAAAAUAUUUACAUGGGUAUUGAAGAUUGCUCUCCUCCAAAAAGUUCUGUUAGCCCUGCUUCUAGCACAUGAUAAUAUUUAGAGAUGUCGGGUCCGAUCACGUCAUUUUCAAAGUAUCGGAAUCGGCAAAAAAAUAUCGGCCAUGCCUUUUUUAAUAUAUAUAUAUUUUAAUUAAAUCGUUUUCUAAAUGUAUUUAACGUUACAGACAUAAUGUCACACUCAUUCAGAGUCUUUAGUUUAGGCUUAGCGUAGGGUUAUCAUUAAUAUCCCGUAAAUGGCGGCAUGUACUUGUUUGAUAAAUGGGUCUCGUUAAAGUAUUUUAAAAUAUUAAUAUUUGCGCUGUACGACCCAUUCACACGCUGUCAUUCUCAAUUUGUUGUGACGCUGUUUUGCUGUCAAAGAGAGAUUAAAAUCAGCAUUAAUUGAACAGGGUAAAAUUUGGCAGUAUUUGAAACUGUCUAACAUUUGAUUAAAACCUUGGUAACUCUUUCCCUAUGAUUAGGAGUGUCAUGGGAAGCUAUGUGGGGAAGCAAGGUGGCAAUAUUCAUUGUCUAUACACCAUAACUUAUUUCCCAAAGCACAGAUGGUAUAUCCAUUGUUAGCAUGACUCACAGUCAUGACUUUACUUCCCAUCAUGGUUCCACUUUCCCAUCAAGCCUUGGGGCGUGCUGCAGUAUCUGAACUGAAAGCUCAACAAAUACACUAGAUGGCAGUAUUUAGUCACAAUACACAAAGUCCCAAGUCUUUCUAUCCGUGGAUCCCUCACAGAAAGAAUGUUAAUAAUGUAAAUGCCAUCUUGAGGAUUUAUUGUCAUAAUAAACAAAUACAGUGCUUAUGUACUGUAUGUUGAAUAUAUAUAUUCGUCCGAGUUUUAUUCAUUUUUUUCUUAAUGCAUUGCCAAAAUGUAUAUGAUCGGGAAAAAUUAUCGGGAAUGAUCGGAAUUGAAUCGGGAGCCAAAAAAAGCAAUCGGAUCGGGAAAUAUCGGGAUCGGCAGAUACUCAAACUAAAACGAUCGGGAUCGGAUCGGGAGCAAUAAAACAUGAUCGGAACAACCCUAAUAAUAUUUUUUGUUGGGAUUUAAUAAUCCGGA